CCUGCUCAUGAUGCAAUUUUUUUUUCCCUUUGUAGUUAGUACAGGUUUUAGAGAGAGAAAGAGACGGAGGUGGGGUAUAGGACAGGCAUUAAAUCGAGUGGUCUGGACAAUGCUGGAAAAUCGGUGCCUUUUUUACAUGGUUUAGAGAGAUUUCCAGCCUCUGGUCAGCUGUUUCCUGGCUUUGAUUCGGGGCUUGCCAUUGAAUUUGAAGGUACCCAGUUGAGUUUUGAGUCUUUCUUUCCCUUCUUGUUGCCGAAAUCUUGAGUUUCUGUUCGGUUUAGAGGGGAAAGAAAGCAAAAAAAAUUGAGGGAAAUAUAUUUGGAAUCCAAAAUGAGCGCGAUUUCGGGUUUAGUUUCAAGGCAAGUAAUGCCUGCAUGUGGUAGCCUUUGUUUCUUUUGCCCUGCAAUGAGGGCAAGGUCCAGACAGCCUGUCAAGAGGUAUAAGAAGCUCAUUGCAGAUAUUUUUCCUCGAAACCAGGAGGAAGGACCAAAUGACCGGAAGAUUGGAAAACUGUGUGAAUAUGCUGCUAAAAAUCCUCUCCGUAUCCCAAAGAUCACAUGCUCUCUUGAGCAAAGGUGUUACAAGGAACUGAGAAUAGAGAACUUUCAAUCUGCAAAAAUUGUGAUGUGCAUUUACAGGAAAUUGCUGGUCACCUGCAAGGAGCACAUGACUUUGUUUGCAAGUAGCUUACUGGGCAUCAUUAAUACUCUAUUGGAUCAAACACGGCAGGAUGACAUCCAAGUUAUAGGAUGCGAGACUCUGUUUGACUUUGUAAAUAAUCAGAAGGAUGGAACUUACAUGUUUAACUUAGAAGGAUUUAUUCCAAAACUCUGUCAGUUUGCUCAAGAAGAGGGAGAGGAUGAAAGGGCAAAAAGUCUACGGGCAGCCGGGCUGCAAGCCCUUUCUUCAGUGGUUUGGUUUAUGAGUCAACAUUCUCAUAUUUCAGUGGAGUUUGACAAUGUAGUUUCAGUAGUCUUGGAAAAUUAUGGUGGUCCUAUGAGGAGUUCAGAGAACCUAGAUACUGACAAGCAAGGUCCUCAGAGUCGGUGGGUGCAAGAAGUGCUGAAAAAUGAGGGGCAUGUCACUCCUUUGCCAGAGGUCACUACAAGGGUUCCUUCUUGGAGGACAAUUGUUAAUGAGAGAGGCGAAGUAAAUAUGACAGAAGAAGACUCCCAGAACCCCUGCUUUUGGUCCAGGGUUUGCUUGCAUAACAUGGCCAAGUUAGGGAAGGAGGCUACAACAAUUCGGCGUGUUCUUGAAUCUUUGUUCCGAUACUUCGAUAAUGGAAAUUUAUGGUCUCUUGAAAAUGGUCUUGCCUUCCCAGUUUUAAAGGAUAUGCAGUUUUUAAUGCAUAAUUCUGGGCAAAAUACACAUGUUUUGCUUUCCAUAUUGAUUAAGCAUCUCGAUCACAAAAAUGUCCUUAAAGAACCCAGCAUGCAGCUUGAUAUUGUUGAGGUUACCACUGCCCUUGCUCAGCAUGUGAAGGCCGACCCUUCUGUGGCAAUAAUUGGCGCUGUAAGUGAUGUCAUGCGUCAUUUGCGGAAAAGCAUACACUGCUCACUUGAUGAUGCAAAUCUGGGUGCUGAAAUAAAAAAUUGGAACAAAAACUUGAGAGAAGUGGUGGAUAAAUGCCUUACUGAGUUAGCAUAUAAGGUUGGAGAUGCUGCCCCUAUCCUUGACAUUAUGGCUGUGAUGCUGGAGAACAUCUCAAAUAUUACUGUUAUAGCCAGAACUACUAUUUCUGCUGUUUAUCGUACUGCUCAAAUUGUUGCCUCAUUACCAAAUUUAUCAUAUCAAAACAAGGCAUUCCCUGAAGCUCUAUUUCAUCAGUUACUUCCAGCAAUGGUCCAUCCUGACCAUGAAACAAGAAUUGGAGCUCAUUGCAUCUUUUCUGUUGUUCUCGUGCCAUCUUCAGUUUCACCUUGUCCAUCCUCAAAUAAUAAAGGCUCUGAUCUUUCGCGGACUCUCUCAAGAACUGUCUCUGUCUUUUCUUCUUCAGCUGCCCUUUUUGACAAGCUACGGAGGGAUAAAACUUCCACCAGGGAAAAUGUCUUUCAAGACAGCAAAAAUUAUGCUCAUGAAGGUGAACAAAUCAGUAAUGGGAUGCUUGCUAGAUUGAAGUCAUCUACCAGUCAAGUAUACAGCUUGAAAAAUCCUCUUGUACCUUCAACAUCAGAUGAGAAUCUUGUAAGCAACUUAAAUAAGGAAACCGAGGCUGGUUCUCUAAGGCUGAGUAGCCGCCAGAUCACUCUUUUGCUUUCAUCAAUUUGGACACAGUCCAUUUCUCCUGCAAAUACACCUCAAAACUAUGAAGCAAUUUCUCAUACAUAUAGCCUGGUGUUGUUGUUCUCUCGAGCCAAGAAUUCCAGUGACGAGGCUUUGAUUAGAAGUUUUCAGCUUGCAUUUUCUUUGAGAAACAUUGCUCUUAAGCAAGAAGAGCCACUCCCACCAUCACGUCGCAGAUCCCUCUUUGCCUUGGCAACUUCAAUGAUUCUUUUUACAUCGAAAGUGUACAAUAUUAUUCCGCUUAUUUAUUGUACCAAGGUGGUGCUGACAGAAAAAAUGAUCGAUCCGUUUUUGCACUUAGUUGAAGAUCGCAAGUUACAGGCUGUUAGUACUGAAUCUGGCCACCCUGCAAUUGUUUAUGGAUCUAAGGACGAUGAUAGCUCAGCUUUAAAAUCCCUUUCAGAGAUAGAUGUUACUGGGAACCAAAGCAGGGAAUUCUUUGCUGCUGAGAUUGCUAAGAGCUUGGGAAAUUUGGCAAAGUUUGAAGCAUCCACUAUACAGGAGAAACUCCUCAACGAAUUCUUACCGGAUGAUGUGUGUCCUUUGGGAGCCCAGCUGUUUAUGGAUACUCCAAUGCAAAUAGAUCAGGUUGAUUCCGAAGAUAACUCUCUAAUGGAGGGCACUCCACUUUUUACAUUAGAUGAUGUUUUUCUAGAUUCAUUGGAAGAUCAAACCACUAAGGCCACAGAAAUUGUCUUCCAAGACACUGACCUAUUGAGCGUCAAUCAACUUCUAGAAUCAGUCUUGGAGACGACACAACAAGUUGGACGAUUGUCUGUAACUGCACCUGAUGUGUCUUAUAAGGAAAUGGCUCGUCAUUGCGAAACCCUUCUGAUGGGAAAGCAACAGAAGAUGUCUCAUGUGAUGAGUGUCCAGUUGAAACAGGAGAGUUUGAUGAACGUCUCCCCCCAGAACCAUGAUGAUGAAAUAAGGAAGGUUACCAAUCCUUUCCUUGAACAAAAUAUCAUUGCAAGCCCACAUUUACCACUAGUUGGCACUGUUCAAAUGCAGUGUGGGGCAGAGUAUCAACAUCAUCCUAACUUCUUCAGGCUACCGGCAUCAAGCCCCUUUGAUAACUUUCUAAAAGCUGCUGGUUGUUGAUAGUAAAGAAGUAAGAGAAGCAUGUUUUCUGUCUACAGUCAAGAAUCAAGUGAUAAAUCAGCUCGGAGCUCAAAGGCCAUACAUCUGCAAGAAUAUCUUGUCAGCGUAUAUAUAUCGCAUUUUCUAUUAAUUUUUACAAAGUCCGAGAUGCCAACAAGAUUGGUUGAUGUUGGUUACUUUUAGUCACCUUCAAUUCUUUCAUUCUUUACCUUUCUCGUUUCUUUUACCUCCAUAUAUUUGGCAGUGACUGUAAGAGGAAGGUGCCUGCCAUUUGCUUCUUGUCCAGUGGUCCUGCAAGAGUGUUCGGAUACUGCCUGGAUUUUUAAGGAACUGGUAUAUCUUGAAUGUCCAUCGCUGAAUGAUGAUAGAUGUGCAAGUAAAUUCUAUACUUGAUCAUGUAUGCUAUUUUGAGAUGUGAAGCCUAUUGAACGAAGUCACCCACACCUGUUCUUCGAUGUAUUCAUAGUAAGAGAUACCAAAAACUCUGUUCCUGGAUUGCAGUGUCUCCUAGCCCGACCUGAACCGGAGACAAUCAGCUCUCUAUCUAUCUCCUUAUGUUUUUUGAAGGAAUGUUUUCUACUAGUUUCA
Populus euphratica (Euphrates poplar) is the source of this 3975-nucleotide messenger RNA. Its product is annotated as protein EFR3 homolog B-like. The transcript has 20 exons. The record is from RefSeq and is a predicted model, not a curated record. The coding region runs from base 331 to 3387 and encodes 1018 amino acids. Lineage: Eukaryota; Viridiplantae; Streptophyta; Magnoliopsida; Malpighiales; Salicaceae.